Penicillium expansum is the source of this 1611-nucleotide messenger RNA. Its product is annotated as Major facilitator superfamily domain, general substrate transporter. Lineage: Eukaryota; Fungi; Ascomycota; Eurotiomycetes; Eurotiales; Aspergillaceae. The coding region runs from base 1 to 1611 and encodes 536 amino acids. The record is from RefSeq and is a predicted model, not a curated record. Gene Ontology annotation, biological process: basic amino acid transport; transmembrane transport. The transcript has 8 exons. Gene Ontology annotation, cellular component: fungal-type vacuole membrane. Gene Ontology annotation, molecular function: basic amino acid transmembrane transporter activity.
AUGUCUGGUGAUAACCCGUUUGGCGAGACGUCGCCUUUGCUUGAAGGCGGGCAAAUUGUUGCAAAUGCGGAAGUUCCGAAUCACACAGUUGAUAAGAGUGAAGAUCAAGAAGAAGGGCGGGUAAACAGAGUCUUUCUAGCAGUCGCAAUGAUAGGUAGCUACCUCGCGAUGGCCGAUGGUUCAUUUGUGACGGCGACAAACGAGGAGAUCGGCAAAGUCUUCCAAAGAUCGGAUUUAGGACCUUGGCUUCUUUCAAGCUACAACUUUGGGUACUCCAUAGCACUUCCAGUGUAUGCACACCUAUGCGCAGCAUAUGGACACAAGCCUGUUCUCGUCAUCGCUUUCGUGAUUUUUGCCUUCGGCACGCUCGUCACGGGCAUGUCAUUGUCAAUGCCAAUGUUGAUGAUAGCCAGAUUCUUUACAGGCAUUGGUGGCUCUGGGCUGGUCGAUGUUAUCUCAAUUUUGCUAAAUGAUCUUGUUUCUCCGUCCAAAGUUGCUGUAUUACGAAGCUACCUUUCAGUUGCCUCUAUGUUGGGCAUAAGCUCUGGUGGUCCCAUCGGAGGACUACUAACUCAGACUGUUGGCUGGCGAUGGUCAUUUAUAGGGCAGUUUCCUCUUAUUGUUGUCUGUCUGGUCGUUGCGCUCCGGCACUUUCCAGGAGCUUCCACAAACGUACCACGGCAAUAUUCAGGGAUUAUCUCUUAUUUGAAGCCCCUCCGCGGCCUCGAUUUUAUCGGCCUGUCUUUUCUAGGGAUCUCAAUUGGGACUUUGAUGGUGUUGCUACAAACCGUUCAACAAUACGGCCCGACGGCGCAUCCCAGAACGAUUACCUUUGGAAUCACUUUCGCUACUUCAGCCACUCUUUUCGUGGUCAAUGAGCUCUAUCUUUCAAAAACCCCGAUUAUCCCGACUUCUACUCUUAAAGAAAACGGGUCUUGGGCUAUAUGUCUGGGUCAGAUUCUAUUAUUCUUUGUCUUGUCUUCUCUCACCUCGAAUCUUUCAAUGUUUUAUGUUCGAUUGCGCGGAGCCAACGUCGGCUUAUCCGGCCUCGUGCUUUCGCCAUUUCCUCUGGGUAUUGCUCUUGGUUCAAUUAUAUAUGGCCGAUUGAUUCGCCGAACUAUGAGAUAUAAGAAACUGUCUAUCAUUGGGUUGGGAACAAUAAUUGCCUCUUUCGCAGUGCUCGCCCUUAUCUGGCGCUCAAGCGCUAGCUAUCUUAGUUUGAUCCCAGUGUUUCUUAUAGGAACCGGAAUGGCGGGCCUAUUUACCACCCAAUUUAUAGCUUUAUCGGCACGGAGUCAAGGAGGAAAUGCCCGAACAACGAUUACUGCCUAUUACCUCGCCCAACAGCUCGGAUCGAUUAUUGGUGUGACAACCUCGGCAACGAUAGUGCGGACUCUAUUUGCCAAUGACCUUCGGCGGAGCUUGCAUGGGGUAUUCCAGAUCGAUGAGGUGAGGAUCAUCGGGACCUCGGAAGCCAUGGUGUUUAGUGUUCUGACCCUUUGCUACAGCUUAUUCAAAGAAUCCUCAACGACAAUCGCUUCGCGGAGUUAUUACCUGAAACGAUUCAAUCGCAUGUUCGACAAAGCUUCCAAUACGGCUUCCAAGCUAUAG